AUGUCGUGGCAGACUUACGUGGACGAGCACCUGAUGUGCGACAUCGAGGGCCACCACCUCGCCUCCGCCGCCAUCCUCGGCCACGACGGCACCGUCUGGGCCCAGAGCGCCGACUUCCCGUCGUUCAAGCCGGCGGAGAUGGCCAACAUCAUGAAGGACUUCGACGAGCCGGGGACCCUCGCCCCGACCGGGCUGCUACUCGCAGACGCCAAGUACAUGGUCAUCCAAGGUGAACCUGGCGCCGUCAUCCGCGGAUCGCAGGGCGCGGGAGGCAUCACCCUGAAGAAGACCGGGCAGGCGCUGGUGGUCGGCAUCUACGACGAGCCCAUGACCCCGGGGCAGUGCAACCUGGUGGUGGAGAGGCUGGGCGACUACCUGGUAGAGCAGGGCAUGUAG
Triticum turgidum subsp. durum (durum wheat) is the source of this 396-nucleotide messenger RNA. The record is from the annotation of a GenBank genome assembly. Lineage: Eukaryota; Viridiplantae; Streptophyta; Magnoliopsida; Poales; Poaceae.